Messenger RNA from Sphaeramia orbicularis (orbiculate cardinalfish), 2565 nucleotides. RefSeq lists its product as uncharacterized. The record is from RefSeq and is a predicted model, not a curated record. The transcript is spliced from 2 exons. Lineage: Eukaryota; Metazoa; Chordata; Actinopteri; Kurtiformes; Apogonidae. The coding region runs from base 130 to 822 and encodes 230 amino acids.
UUCUCUGUAACGUUGUUAUAGUCAUCGGUUUGCCUGAUGCAUCGGUGCGUUUGAGAAGUUGUUAAAAUCCACGAUAGAUAUCCACUAAUAAGACACUUGAAGUGUUUUGGCAGUGCUUAGAUUAACAUUAUGGAGGUGAUUGAGACAAUUGUGAUACAAAGUACUGAAGUGGAAGGCAAGGAAACGCUGGUGUCAAAUGUGGACACCGAUAAAACUAAAGGAGAGUUUAUAUGGACACUGCAGGCCACAUGGCAUCUUGUUAACAUCCGACUUGAAAUGGAUCAGGCUUUUGACCAGCCAGUCUGCAAGAAAAAGAAGCUGUGGGAGAUAGUUGCAGACAAAGUGAACGUCAAACUGAAUGAGUCCGAGGUCUCAGAUGUUAGUGUGAAGGCUUAUGAGUGUGACCUGAAGUGGAGGAACAUGCUGGCCACAUACAGGAAAAAUGCAGAGAGAGCCAAGAGGCUGGGAGCAGCCAGCGUCCACUGGGAGUUCUUCAAGGCCAUGCAUGAGGUCCUGGGCAAAAGCAGGGAGGAGAUCGAAGCCCAGCGCAGGGCCAAGCUCAGUGGGACCAGAGUGGGUAAAGCCAUAGCCAGCAAGAAGUUCACCCCCAUCCUCCCCACCCCCCCAGUGACGGCGGCUCCCUGCCCUGCCAGACCCCCACAGGACGUCUUACAGCUGUACAUGGAGCUGCAGGAGAGGAAGAUGAACAUGUGGGCUCAACAGAAGGCCCUGGAAGAGAGGAAGAUAGAGGCCAUCAACAAUCUGGCUCAAGCCAUCGCCAGCCUGGCUCAAAAAAACAACCCACAGAAGGAUGGACACUGAAAGCAGAACAUAUGGGGUUUGUGGCGGUGAUGCAUGAAGAGAGCUGACCAGGCUAAACCAGUUCUUAAACUGGUCCUGCUGGCACUUUUAUUUACUGUUACAGAAUUGUUUUGUCAGUGUGAUUGGUGAAGAACUGACCAAAAAGAACAUAUUCUAGGCCUAGAACUCUGCUUAGAACCUGUGAUAGACUUCAUAUUUCUUACACUGGGCGGCUCUUAUUAAUGCUUAAAGCAGAUUAACACUUGAGCUGCUUGUCUUUGUUAAUUUCCACUUUAAUGCUCACAUACUGUAUUUUUAUACCAGAGUAGAAACGUGAGUUAUGGUUAGAUAUGAUGAAAAAAUGUCAUAUUAGUAAAGGUUAUUCUACUAUCACUGUUAGUUACUUAAGCCAAUGCAAAGGCUGAACCAGUGUUGCACGAGGAGGUGACGAUAAAGAAUAGAGCAAUCAUAACAAGCUGAUAGAACUUACAGCAUCAGGAAGCACAAAAACAAACGUUACUCAUAUACUUUUACAGGAAGAGUAAUUUAUGCAGUUUGUUCCAAAAAACAACAGUGAUGUUUUUGCCUACUUGGUCAUUUUGAAUAAUGGAAACUAAUGCUGAGGUCAACUAUACUUGUAUUUUUUGUAAUUUUUUUUAAUAUGCUUUUACAUCAAAAUCAACAAAGAUUUUUUUCUUGAAAUAACAGGUUAAUUUAUCUUGUUAUCUGUAGGAUAUAAAAGGCCUUUUUUUCAUAAUUUUUGAGAAAAGAGCUUGUUUUUUCAUGAUCAUGGGAUAAAUAAGGCUUGAAACUAUGCAUUUCAUUCGAUUCCUCCUGAUUUCAAGACUUAACAUCUGAUGGCACAGAUGUGUAGUGACUUUACUGUAUUGUGGCCAAUGCUUAAUGGUCGACCACUGGUACUUGUGAAAUUACAAACGUAAAUAAUAAGAAAAAGCAUCAUUUGGAGAAAGCAUUUUUUUUUUUUUAAUCUCAAGUCAACAAAACAUCAUAGUAACAACCAAACAAGCCAUUUUCUUUUAAGAUGACCAAAUAAUUACCUUAUGAGAGAUCAAGCCAUUAAAAUAAUUUCAAGCAUUGCCAUUCUUAACAUCUUAAAUAGUUUUAUUUUUUGAAGUUUUACCAGAAGCAUUGUCUGUCAUGACAGUGAACCAAGUUUAGAAUGUUUACUGCCCUCCUGUGGUCACAAUAAGGAACUGCUAUUCCACACUGAUCCUGCUCCUUAAACUUUUAAUAUUAAAUAAACUGACAUAUUUUAUAAACGUGUUCUUCUUGCCAGUAGCUAACAUCAGCAGCAUAGUAACAGCCAUGUUAGAGAAUGGCAUUGAAAUCACUUUCACUUUACAAACACAGAAGUGUUAAAGGUGGACGAGUUAGAAUAUUAACCCUCCUGGUAAAAACAUAAUCCAUAUUUGUUCAUUUCUGAGUCAUUAUGUCUUAAAGAGUAAAAAAGUACAUGAAACAAUUUGCAUCUCUUUUUUUCUUUAUUUAAUUUCUGUAUAACUGUAAGUAGAGGUAAUAGUUUUACUCAUUCCCUUUGUGGUACAACUCUAUACUAACCCUGAUUUACACAGAAUUACAGGUGACACUGGUGGAAUAUAAAGGCCUUAAAACAAACCUGUAUCUCUAUAUCUAAUCUUUGUAAUGUGACUGUUUUGUGUUUGAGUAGAUCAGCGCAGGUGGAGAAUCACAUCUUAUUAUGUAUUUUCAGUGACUACAUUUUUUAACAUUAAAUCUGCAAUGAUG